Molecule: messenger RNA, 5252 nt
Organism: Oncorhynchus nerka (sockeye salmon)
Lineage: Eukaryota; Metazoa; Chordata; Actinopteri; Salmoniformes; Salmonidae
Gene: nherf2
Product: Na(+)/H(+) exchange regulatory cofactor NHE-RF2
Exons: 8
Coding region: 506-1711 (401 amino acids)
Biological process (GO): protein localization to plasma membrane
Cellular component (GO): apical plasma membrane
Molecular function (GO): protein-membrane adaptor activity; signaling receptor binding
Source: RefSeq, a predicted model, not a curated record
UGUGUGUGUGUGUGUGUGUGUGUGUGUGUGUGUGUGUGUGUGUGUGUGUGUGUGUGUGUGUGUGUGUGUGUGUGAAGCAGCUAUUCCUUAAUCUUUGAUCUUCUGGAUAAACCCUCGGGUAGGCUUGAGGUAAUCUACUGUAAUUCAGUGUCCUAGUUGAACAACUUUAUGGUUAUCUUUUUUCCAGCCCCGGGGACUGUGGGGUUAGUGUUAGACUGUGUGCUGCUAUUUCGGAUUGAUUGACAUCUCUCCUCCUUUUGAGUAGCCAACGUGUAUAUGUCUUUCUUUUUACUUUGUGGUUUGGAUACUUUUGUCUGUGUUCAGCACAGUCACACCAAUGCGCAUCAUCAUGGCAAAAGGGAAGUUUUGGGCCGCGGAUGUCUGUGAUCGUUCCUUCGGACUCCUGUCCUACCUGGGAUAGGUAGCCUAACGUAACCUGGUUCCCGGUUUGAGGAACUUCAGACUUUCAUCGGACUCUAGAUUUUUCACACGGACAUUCUAUAGAAUGGAGUGGGAGCUGAGACCACGGCUUUGUUUCCUAACGAAAGGGCCGCGUGGGUACGGCUUUCACCUUCACGGCGAGCGGAAUAAAGGCGGACAGUUCAUACGGAAAGUGGAACCCGGUUCAUCCGCGGAGCUUUCGGGGCUGCGCGCGGGGGACCGGGUCGUGGAAGUGAACGGGGAAAACGUGGAAGACGAGACCCACUAUCAAGUAGUGUAUCGUAUCAGAGCAGUGGAGCAUCGCACCAGGUUGCUGGUCAUCGACAAAGAGACAGAUGAUUACCUGCGUAGUCAUGGGCUGGCCUGCACAGAGGACCUCGCCGUUGAGAUGGGCAAUCUCUCUCCCCGGCCCUCCCACUUCACUUCCCCCUCAGCCUCCCCUGUAGCCCAGGGGGAAGUCCUCUCACCCUCACCCAUACACAUCCUCACUAAAGCCCUCAAACACACCUCUGCCUCACCCAGAAGGACGGAUACACGAUCGCCGACGUCAAGCCUGAUGAUUGGCACCAAGAAAAGGUUGCCAUCGGAGACAGCGUCGUUAGAUACAGAGUUUCCCAUGGCGACGGUGGAGCUCCUCCCCCGGCUGUGUCACAUGGUGAAGGGGGAGCUGGGAUACGGGUUCAACCUCAGACCCAGUGACAGAACUGGUGGAGGCUGGUGGAGACCCCGGGACAGGCUGGUGGAGGUGAAUGGAGUGAACAUCGAGGCGUUGAGACACUCAGAGGUGGUGGCGUUUAUACGUGGCGGGGGGGACGAGACACGCCUCCUGGUGGUCGACGCGGAAACAGACGAGCUGUUCAAGAGGCUCGGGGUCACGCCCACCAGCACACAUGUCAGAGAGGUCUAUGUGGACGAGCCAAUGACAGACAGCGCCCCACCCACCCCCUCUUCAACCACUGACCUCCCUCCAAUGGAUCCACCAAUCAUCAACGUCACCCUGACAGGCUCACCAAUCACAAACGGCUCGCCCAAUUCACAGACCAAUUCCCAGUACUCACGUGGCUCGACUACCCAAUCAGAAUUCAGCAGCUCAGAUAUGAGCAUUCAGGUCCCUGAGGAUUAUGAGCGCCGUGUUUCAGACCCGUUCCUGGACAGCGGACUGCAUCUGAGUCCCACGGCAGCCGAGGCCAAAGAGAGGGCCCAACACGGCAAGAAGAGAGCGCCCCCUAUGGACUGGAGCAAGAAACAGGAGAUCUUCAGCAACUUCUGAGAACCACACAGAACCACACAGAACCACACAGAACCACACAGAACCUUCACAACCAUGUUCUUAAGUCCCUCAAGGUUGGUAAAGGUCUGGCACAGUGACACACCAUAACCAAUGUUGGCCGUGCGCAGUAGAUCAUCAGCCCGGAGACAAUGUCAUCGUGAGAAAUUAAUAGAAAAAGGCAGCCAAUGUUCUGUGGUGAGAGGCGAUAGGACGACCUCCCACUGCUGCUCGGCUGACGUUCGUUAUGGUGUGUCAUGUGACAGAGCUUCACCAGCCAAUGUUCUGUGGUGAGAGGCGAUUCGUUAUGGUGUGUCAUGUGACAGAACUUCACCAGCCAAUGUUCUGUGGUGAGAGGCGAUAGGACGACCUCCCGCUGUGCACGGCUGACGUUCGUUAUGGUGUGUCAUGUGACAGAGCUUCACCAGCCAAUGUUCUGUGGUGAGAGGCGAUUCGUUAUGGUGUGUCAUGUGACAGAGCUUCACCAGCCAAUGUUCUGUGGUGAGAGGCGAUUCGUUAUGGUGUGUCAUGUGACAGAGCUUCACCAGCCAAUGUUCUGUGGUGAGAGGCGAUUCGUUAUGGUGUGUCAUGUGACAGAGCUUCACCAGCCAAUGUUCUGUGGUGAGAGGCGAUUCGUUAUGGUGUGUCAUGUGACAGAGCUUCACCAGCCAAUCAAGAUAAAAGGCUGCAGUGGCUCCGAAACAACUCUGAGAAAAACACAGAAAGCCUCUGUCUCCGGCAGGAUCUGAACCCUGGUCUCCCACGGGACAAACCAACAUCUUAACCAUUAGACAAAGAGGAAAUUCCCUACGGUCUGAGGGCCAACACUUAUUGUGAAGUCACAAGCGGGGCUCCCUCAUCACGUGACCAUGAGCAGCCAAUGACCGUCCCAUGUGUGCUACACCUCCAUAUGCCACUACUAGGGAUUAUUACAGUAGCUUAGGAUGAGGAUAAAUCAUGUUGAUGUAUUUAGCCAGGAUAAUUGACUCAGUUCCACUUGUUUCCAUGGCUCUUGUUUCCAUGGCUCCUAAACGUUUCUCAGAGCUGUGACUUUACUGAAAGUUUUUUUUUCCUUCUACAGCAACUAGUAAGAAACAUUCACUGGCCCAACCGCCACACACCGAACCCCACCUCUUCACCCUCCACAGAAAAACAGGGUGGAUUGUUUCCCAAAAGACUGAGAUGUGGGCCCGUAUCCACAAAGUGUCUCAAAGUAGGAGUACUGAUCUAGGAUCAGUUUUGAGGUUUUUUCUAUGUCAUAAUGAAUACAAUAAAUUGUAUAGGGAAGAGUCUGAUCCUAGUUGUAUUAGAUCUCACUGACUGAGGUAAGAACGUCAGGACACCAUAACAUCCGGGCCGGCUUACAGAUGUGACCCCUGUGGCCGGGUCUUCCUCUCACGGAGUGGACUUCACGGUCACAGCAGAUGCUGCGCUAAGAUCUAACUCCAAGGCACAAUACAUCUAUGGUUUCACGAGACUGCGAUGCCGACCACUAUUGUCCAGGGUUCCAGACGGAACUCUUUUCAGGUCAUAUAUAACCCUUUUUGGUUCCACAUAGAACCUCUUGUUCCAAAUAGAACUCUUGAAAGGCUGCUGUUUGGAACCUAAAGGGGUUAUCGUCUGACCUGACCUGGUUCUACCUGGAACCUUUUCCAGAGGGUUCUACAGGGACAAAUGGUUCUACAUAGACCUUUUGAGAGUAUAGAAGCGAGCUUCUCAGAUGUAUAAAUGAGGUACGUAGGAACCACAUCACGUCAUAGACACGGACGUCUGAAUGAUGGACAGACUGAGGGGAUGAAUCAAAGUCAUCUGACCGUGAGAUGAAGAGAGUCUGAGAAACAGAGACAAACGCUCAAAUGAGUGUGAUGGGCGCCACAGAGGUAGAGAAGGAAAGUCCAGGAUCUCAAUGGAUUUUCAGAUGAAGAGACACAAGUUACUAAAGUCCUUUGUAAUGAGUGAAGAGGAGACACAUUGGGAAUUGGGUGCAUUGCAUUGGGUUGACUGAACUCUACUGCAGAAAUGUUGCCUAAACUGCAGAGAGAGACUUGUGUCAAUGUGUUGCCAACAAAUGCCUGAACGGUUAGCCAUUAAGAUAAAAACACUAUUUAUGUGAUUAUGACUGAGUUAUAUUAUUCUGUGAUAUUAUUAGCAAUUUGUUUACAAACUGUGUUCUUCUAGUAUUUAAAUAUUUGGUUUUUAUUCUGUUACAAUUUCCGGUUAGAAAGUAAGACAUACCCAGCUAGCUUUGUCUGUCUCUGCUGUCCAGAACAGAACUCUGAGUUGAAGGAAGACAUGUGAGGAUCCUGGUUAAGCUCUAGAUUUGUUUAUAUUUGUUUAAUCAUAUUAUUGUUUGUGGUUGUAUCCCACUUUCAAUGUCCUCAAACAUUCAUCUCUUUUUAGAGGAAUUAAUAAAUGGAUCCAUUUUAGUUCGCUUGACUAGUUGGAUACGAAGCUAAGCUAGUGUCAGUGCAGUCCGAUGUCUCAGUGCCGGGAUUCAAUCAGAUCAGCGCUAGAUCUGCAUUGUAGCACGGAUGACAUUUAAAGGUAUUUUUUUUUUUUUUUAACCUUUAUUUAACCAGGCAAGUCAGUUAAGAACAAAUUCUUAUUUUCAAUGACGGCCUAGGAACAGUGGGUUAACUGCCUGUUCAGGGGCAGAACGACAUAUUCGUACCUUGUCAGCUCGGGGGUUUGAACUUGCAACCUUCCGGGUACUAGUCCAACACUCUAACCACUAGGCUACCCUGCCGCCCCAAAUUAACAAUUGAGCCGAUAUGUGCAGAAUUUGCCGUGAAUGCGGUCUUCUGCGAUCGCGGGAACUUUCCCUUUAAAUGGUGAAUAGCUGACAAAGAGUGAUCGGCUUGAAUCCCGGCCUUACUUUUAAUUUGAUACUCUCCAGUUGUAGAUUUGUAUCUAAUGUAACUAAGUUACUUUUAAUUUGGUCAUCUCUCCAGUUGUAAAUUUGUAUCUAAUGUAACUUAGUUACUUUUAAUUUGAUCAUCUCUCCAGUUGUAGAUUUGUAUCUAAUGUAACAAAGUUACUUUAAAUUUGAUAAUCUCUCCAGUUGUAAAUAUGAAUAUACUGUAACCAAGGCUAUUAUAUGAACACAAAGUGGACUGGACAUUAAUAUGAAAUAAAAUGACAAAAUAAAUGUAUAACACUGUCGUUAUGUAUUGUUGUAGAUGAGCAGUGGUAUGGUUUCUCUUUUGUUGCACCAUCUCUUCACAAUCAAUAUGAUCUAGAAUAAUUCUUAAAUGUGUUUUGAGGGGACAUUUUCUCACAUAUUUUAAAGUGAUAUAUGGUAGAUAGAUCCCACUUGUCAGAGGCAGUGAUGCCAAACAUGUCGACAUGUGAAAAGUGAAAGCAGGAACAAGUGUAUGGUCUCACUAGCUCAGAGAUGUACAGUUACAUGCUGUGGCCACCAGAUGGAGACAACUCCCCAGUCAAUGAAUUACAGGAGCAGCCUUUAUUAUUAUUAUGUUAAGCACAUUGAACCGCAUGUGUUGUAAAUAAUGUGCUGUAUAAAUAACGUUUGAUUCAUUGAUUA